UCUAGCAGCCGGGGCCCAGCAUGGUCAUGGCGGAUGGCCCGAGGCACUUGCAGCGCGGGCCGGUCCGGGUGGGGUUCUACGACAUCGAGGGCACGUUGGGCAAGGGCAACUUUGCGGUGGUGAAGCUGGGGCGGCACCGGAUCACCAAGACGGAGGUGGCAAUAAAAAUAAUAGAUAAAUCUCAGCUGGAUGCUGUAAAUCUGGAGAAAAUCUACCGAGAAGUCCAAAUAAUGAAAAUGCUAGACCAUCCUCAUAUAAUCAGACUUUAUCAGGUAAUGGAGACCAAGAGUAUGUUAUACCUUGUGACAGAAUAUGCUAAAAAUGGAGAAAUUUUUGACUAUCUUGCUAAUCAUGGCCGGCUAAAUGAGUCUGAAGCCAGGCGAAAAUUCUGGCAAAUCCUAUCUGCUGUUGAUUAUUGUCAUGGUCGGAAGAUUGUGCACCGUGACCUCAAGGCUGAAAAUCUCCUGCUGGAUAACAAUAUGAAUAUCAAAAUAGCAGAUUUCGGUUUUGGAAAUUUCUUUAAAAGUGGUGAACUGCUGGCAACAUGGUGUGGCAGCCCGCCGUAUGCAGCCCCAGAAGUCUUUGAAGGGCAGCAGUAUGAAGGACCACAGCUGGAUAUUUGGAGCAUGGGGGUUGUGCUUUAUGUCCUUGUCUGUGGAGCUCUCCCUUUUGAUGGACCAACUCUUCCAAUUUUGAGGCAGAGGGUUUUGGAAGGACGAUUCCGGAUUCCAUAUUUCAUGUCAGAAGAUUGUGAGCACCUUAUUCGAAGGAUGUUGGUCCUUGACCCAUCCAAACGGCUAACCAUAGCUCAAAUCAAGGAACAUAAGUGGAUGGUCAUAGAAGUUCCUGUACAAAGACCGAUUCUUUACCCACAAGAGCAAGAAAAUGAACCGUCCAUUGGAGAAUUUAAUGAACAGGUUCUUCGAUUGAUGCACAGCCUUGGAAUAGAUCAACAGAAGACCAUUGAGUCUUUGCAGAACAAGAGCUACAACCAUUUUGCUGCCAUUUAUUUUUUGUUGGUGGAACGUCUGAAGUCACAUAGGAGCAGUUUUCCUGUGGAACAGAGACUUGAUGGCCGCCAGCGCAGGCCUAGUACCAUUGCUGAACAAACAGUUGCCAAGGCACAAACUGUGGGGCUCCCAGUGACCAUGCAUUCACCGAACAUGAGGUUGAUGCGAUCUACCCUACUCCCACAGGCAUCCAAUGUGGAGGCCUUUUCAUUCCCAGCAUCUGGCUGUCAGGCAGAAGCUGCGUUUAUGGAAGAAGAAUGUGUUGACACUCCAAAGGUAAAUGGCUGUCUGCUUGACCCCGUGCCACCCAUCCUGGUGAGGAAAGGGUGCCAGUCACUGCCCAGCAACAUGAUGGAGACCUCCAUUGAUGAAGGGUUGGAAACAGAAGGAGAAGCUGAGGAAGACCCCAGUCAUGCCUUUGAAACUUUCCAUGCCACACGCAGUGGACAGCGACGGCACACUCUGUCAGAAGUGACCAACCAGUUGGUUGUGUUGCCUGGGACAGGAAAAAUUUUCUCCACAAGUGACAACCCCUCCCUUGACAGUGUGGACUCUGAAUAUGAUAUGGGGUCUGCUCAGAGGGACCUGAACUUUCUGGAAGACAGCCCUUCCCUGAAGGACAUCAUGUUAACCAAUCAAUCCUCACCCCGUAUGGCAUCUCCUUUCGUGAACCUGAGACCUACCAACCCAGCCAUGCAGGCUCUGAGCACCCAGAAACGUGAAACCCAUAACCGGUCCCCAGUGAGCUUCAGAGAGGGCCGCAGGGCAUCGGAUACUUCUCUCACCCAAGGAAUUGUAGCAUUUAGACAGCAUCUUCAGAAUCUGGCUAGAACCAAAGGAAUUCUAGAAUUGAACAAAGUACAGUUGCUCUAUGAACAAAUAGGACCAGAAGCAGACCCUAAUUUGGCAUCAGCUGCUCCUCAACUCCAAGACCUCUCAAGCAGUUGCCCUCAGGAGGAAGUUCUUCAGCAGCCGGAAAGUGUCUCCCCACUCCCUGCCAACAUGCAUCCUCAGCUUUCCCAGCGGCAAAGCUUGGAAACCCAGUACCUGCAGCAUCGGCUCCAGAAGCCCAGCCUUCUGUCAAAGGCCCAAAACACUUGUCAGCUUUACUGUAAAGAAGCGCCUCGGAGCCUGGAACAGCAGCUACAAGAACACAGGCUCCAGCAGAAGCGGCUCUUCCUCCAGAAGCAGUCUCAGCUGCAGGCGUAUUUUAAUCAGAUGCAGAUAGCAGAGAGCUCCUACUCUCAGCCAAGUCAGCAGCUGGCUCUUCCCCACCAGGAGACUCCACCACCAUCCCAACAGCCCCCACCAUUCAGCCUGACCCAGCCCCUGAGCCCGGUCCUGGAGCCUUCUUCUGAGCAGAUGCAAUACAGCCCUUUCCUCAGCCAGUACCAGGAGAUGCAGCUGCAGUCCCUGCCCUCCACACCCAGCCCCCGGGCUCCAGCUCCAUUGCCCACACAGUUGCAGCAGCAGCCACCACCCCCACCACCACCUCCACCACCGCACCAGCCAGGAGCUGCUCCAGCUCCCUUACAGUUCUCCUAUCAGACUUGUGAGCUGCCAAGCACCACUUCCUCUGUGCCAGACUAUCCCACUCCCUGUCAGUAUCCCGUGGACGAAGCCCAGCAGAGCAGCCUCACAGGCACAGACUGUCCUGGGAGCUCAGGACUUCAGGAAGCCCCUUCCAGCUAUGACCCACUGGCUCUCUCUGAGCUCCCUGGACUCUUUGAUUGUGAAAUGCUAGACGCUGUGGAUCCACAACACAAUGGAUUGAAAAUGGGGGCCGCUCAUUUCAGGACUGCAGGAAUGGCACCGCUACAGAUUGGCAUAAACUCCUGCCCCCCAACAGGGCCGUGAGCUGCUUAGCCCAAGAGGAGCUAUGGCAGGACAGUUAGGCAACAGAUGAGGGACCGUGGAGAGGCUGUCGGAAGGUUGAAGGCUGCAGAGAGAAAUCAGGAAGCACUGAGCAGCAGCCAAGCCUGCUAGGCACUGAAACAGCAGUGGUGAGAGGACCAUCUCCAGGCGAAGAGCAAGACCAGCCUGCUGGAACCUCUAUCUGUUCACUGAAGCAGACAUCGCUAAGUUCUAUAACCACCUGCAUUUCCUGAGCUGGAAGCUGGUAAGAGGAGAUUGUCUGUGUUGCUGUCCCCUAACUGGUGACCCAUGAAAGCUUCCAACUUGUUUUCUUCUCACAAAUGCUAAAGUAACACUAAGAAGACAGCCCACUUUUGAUGAGGGGCAGCUUUGAAAUACUGCUAUGCUUGCCUGUCUGUUUCACAUCAGCAGUGUGGACACUACUGUAUAGUUAUCCUUAGCUUUACUGUCUUGUCAGCCAGACUCUUCUGAAGAGACUUUGGUGAGAUGAACAUUAGGUAAAAAUUUCAUUUGGCAAAACGUGCAAUAAGUGUGGUACUCUUUUAUUUUUUGCUUAUGAUCUUUUGUUAAUCCAGGGGUAUUUACUCUCUGAUUUGGGGAAAAUGAACUAGUUCUGCAAUUUCCAGUUGGGCAAGUGUGUCUCUAGUAUUUACAUGCAAUUGACAUGCUGGUCCCUGUAAAGCAAAUAGAGGGUGUUACACAACAGAAAGAGGGUGGGUUAGGGGUCCCAUUCUUAGUCUCCAGGGAGCCCUCUAAUCAGUCCCAGCCCCUCACGCUAUGCUGGUUAGGCCUACACUACCCUCCUGCCACCUUGGAAACAAAGAAGAGAAUAGUUCUCUAUGUCCACAGUCCUCCAGUACCCACCGAAGGGGAGAUAGUAGGAAUCCUCCAGAGGUCUAGAAACAGUGAGCACUGAUCUGCACAGACGCCUUCCCCUGCAUCAGAGUUUACCUCCUAGGAAAAAGGCAGGCUCAGAAGAGGGCUUAAACCAUAUCCUGAUGUCAAGAAGGUGGAACUGAAGUCAGCCUUUGCUUCUCUAAUUCCCUUCUGACUCCAGUAAGUGAGGGGGGGGGAGCUCUGCAUUGUUCUGAAGGGGAACCAGCCUGUGGAGCAUCACAUUCUUCUAUCUGCCCACCACUCCAACAACUAGGGCUCUCUGCAGCAAAGCCUCAUCACAAGCCUGACCUCUCCAGCUGCACCCAUCCCCUAGUGCCAUUAUACCUAAAGCGGGGACACUAGGAAAUCCCUUGCCCAGGUGAUAGGAUGGAGAAGAAGCCUGUGUUCUCAAUGACACGCUAGAAACUGUAGGAAUUUGAACAGCAGCAGCUCCUGUCAGUUGAUGAAGGGCCCCAGAUAUGCAGGUGGCUCAGGAUCUGGGGACCUGGUGAGUGCUACUCCCUCUCCCUUCAGCCUCUAGGCAAGCCUGCUUUCUAAACAUACUGGGAUCAGAGUUUCUCUGCUCUAAAUGACAUUUCUAAACCUGUAUCAACAGUUAUUUGAGCUCCCUGUUGGCUUAAAGAAAAUUCUUACUCCAGAUAACUUGUCACAUUCCUCCAUUAGAUACAGUAUGUAGUGUCACUUGACCACACUGGUCCCAAUGGGCACUUGCAGAGUUCCUUAGCUGGGGCUGACCUUUUCUGCAUUUGUGCCCUAAGCUAGGCUGCCUCUACUGCCUCCUCAGAAGCCACCCGAGCCACUCAGUCUCUUUGUGCCUAGACAUCACAGGUUAAAAACUAUAGAGAGCUGGUAAUAAGUUAAAGACAUUGUUUAGGUAGAUUUCUUUGAUAUUUGUUGCUUCUGGAAGUUUUCUUUUUUUUUUUUUAACAGAACUAAUCUUGAGAAUGAUUUGGGGAAACAAGGAGUAUCAACUGCCUUUUAUUCUAAACUGGACAAAAUUUUCCAAAAAUGUAUAAUCCCUUCCAAGAGAUCCUUCUGGUCCCAUGGCCCAGAGAAGUCUCUGGUCUCCCAAUACUCUCUCACAUUUAUUUUUAUCCACUUACAUGCUAGUCUAGCCAUCCUGGAUGCACCACCAACUUGUGUCCACAUUUCAUCUGGGCAGUUUCAACACACUGGGCAGAGUCGGACAGACAACUAUAUGGACUGACAAGGAGACAGCAUCACUUCCCAGGGACUUAGCUAGAGAUGCUGAGGGCUCCUGCUCAAGCAUUCAGCUUGCCUAUCCCAAAGGGGUAGCUUCUUUCUUCACAGCAACUUACCAAGCACUUUCACAAGGAGUCUCUUACCACCCUCUCACCAGUUCUAAAGAAUUAGUUGGGGGAUAGGCCUUAUUUUGCAAAGCUGAGAAAAGCAAAGCUCUCAGAAGUAUACACAGCUUGCUGGAGUCCUAGAGUUCAUGAGUAGAGAGGGCAGGACAAGCGUUUUAGUUGACUGGCUCCUCAUUUUGGUUCUCUCAUGUAUCGCUCGCUCUCACUCCCUCUCAUCAGAGCACCUCUUUUCGAAAGUAAACAGCUAUAUCAACAAAGCCCCCAUUGUGGCCAAGCAUUGGCCUAAUGGAGCACUGCCUCUGCAUCUGUACCCUCCACUUGACAACUGCCUGGCUUUGGGCCAGAAGUGCCCCUCAGGUGAUGAUUGCAGUAAUCUAGCUGGUCCUUCAUUGGACCAAGUCAAGGGACAGAUACCACAGAUUGGCCAUCCUCUUGUCCAUUCGACUUAGAUAAAAAUGUUUACUUGUUCCAAGUUACACAGUAUAGUGAUUUCCUCUAGAACUGUGUAAUAGAACACCCCUCUCCUUAAUUGCCAAGGAGCCAGAUUGCAUAUGAGCCCACCAUUUAAGUCAGAGAUGCAGCCCCUGGGGAGGGGUUUAUUUGACCCAGGAUUAAAAGAUAGCAUGCUUUGAUUGGAUAUUUUGUCUUUUCAAAUGGGCAAGUAGGGAGAGUUUUAAAAAUGGAAGUACCAAACAGCAUCAUGUAAAGCUAUGACCCCAGAUGGAAUAAUGUUACAUUAGCAAAUACAGAUAACUGGGCUUUGCCAUUGGCUAUGUGAUGCCUAUCUGCUCAGGAUUUGCUCAGUCAAGGAAAUUCAAGUGGUAAUACCUUCCCCGUUGCCCAUGGAAAAAGAAAUCACCUCUUCCAAAAUCUCUGAAGGGGAAAGAAGCAGAGAGAUGGGGGUUGGGUUAUCUUUUGGAACUGCAACUUCAAAACAUAUGUGGUGGAGAUAUUUGCACUUUGUAGGAAGGGCAAGAUUGUUUGCUUGUGGAAAGGAGGAUGGUCUUGCUGGAUGUUUGGUCUGUGAAAGAGUUACUUUUGAUAAACAAUCUAAUUGUAGUUAUUUUUUUUUCUGUGUGCUUUUUUUAAUUGCUAAGAAAAAUGGUGACUUCAACAGCUUUGAUAUUUUGAGUGCAAAUCAUAAUAAGUCCAAUGUGAAAAAGAAAUUAAAAGUGUAACCUGUCACUCAGUGUUAGAAAAUUGCCUAAAAUGUAGUUUAAUAAAUGAACUUUGUACCAAAUGGUAAUUUAAAUGGGGUAAUUUUCUGCAAAGAAAAUGUACUGUUUUUAUGGUUCCAACACUCUUGAAUUAAAAUAAAAACAACUUGUUUUCUAA
Jaculus jaculus (lesser Egyptian jerboa) is the source of this 6445-nucleotide messenger RNA. RefSeq names its product salt inducible kinase 2 (gene Sik2). Gene Ontology annotation, cellular component: cytoplasm. Gene Ontology annotation, biological process: protein phosphorylation; microtubule cytoskeleton organization; intracellular signal transduction. The record is from RefSeq and is a predicted model, not a curated record. The transcript is spliced from 16 exons. Lineage: Eukaryota; Metazoa; Chordata; Mammalia; Rodentia; Dipodidae. Gene Ontology annotation, molecular function: tau-protein kinase activity; ATP binding; protein serine/threonine kinase activity. The coding region runs from base 21 to 2867 and encodes 948 amino acids.